CUCAGACCCAGGGCCAGAGUCUGUGCAAGCUGUGCAGCCGCUUGAUCAGCCGCUUGGUUUCGCAGGAUCCCUUAGGCUUCUGCACCAUUUUGCGCUGCAUUAGCUGACCUUUGCAGAUUGUGGGAGGAGGAUAAGGGCAGGAUUUUAAGCUGCAAAGACAGCAGACUCGGGGUUUUUGUGCAUCAAGCAAGAUGACGAAGGAUCUGGAAGAGUCGUUCAAAAAGAUGCAGGUGGACGCUGCAACCAAGGACUAUAUAUGCGAACCCCAUUUGGAUUAUCGGACUAUCUCAGGAGUCGCAGGACCUCUAGUCAUUUUGGAGAAGGUCAAGGGUCCGAAAUUCGCUGAGAUUGUGAACGUGAGGCUCGGAGAUGGAACAAUGCGGCGAGGACAAAUCCUGGAAGUGGAUGGGGAGAAGGCUGUGGUCCAGAUCUUUGAGGGAACGGCGGGGAUUGACAACAAGAAGACGACAAUUGAAUUUACUGGCGAGGUUUUGAAGACCCCAGUCUCUCAGGACAUGCUUGGGCGUAUCUUUAAUGGCUCAGGGAAGCCUAUUGACAACGGGCCCCCAAUUCUGGCAGAAGCAUACCUAGAUAUUUCAGGUAUGGCCAUCAAUCCCAGUGAGCGCACGUACCCUGAGGAGAUGAUCCAGACCGGCAUCUCCACCAUUGAUGUCAUGAACUCCAUUGCGCGUGGCCAGAAGAUCCCCCUCUUCUCCGCUGCCGGUCUGCCCCACAACGAAAUUGCCGCACAAAUCUGUCGGCAGGCCGGCCUCGUGAAGAAGCUGGAGAAGAAGGAUGACCUGCUGCAGGACGACGUUUCGGACGAGUUUGCCAUUGUCUUUGCUGCCAUGGGUGUCAACAUGGAGACGGCCCAGUUCUUCAAGAGGGACUUUGAGGAGAAUGGGGCGAUGGAGAGGAUCACCAUGUUCCUGAACCUGGCUAACGAUCCGACUAUCGAGCGUAUCAUCACCCCGCGUAUCGCUCUGACAACUGCGGAGUAUCUGGCGUAUGAAUGCGGCAAGCACGUGUUGGUUAUCCUGACGGAUAUGAGCUCUUAUGCGGAUGCGCUGCGUGAGGUCUCUGCGGCCCGUGAGGAGGUCCCUGGGCGGCGUGGAUACCCUGGGUACAUGUACACGGAUCUCGCCACCAUCUACGAGAGGGCGGGCCGCAUCGAGGGCCGCAAGGGCUCCAUCACGCAGAUUCCCAUCCUGACCAUGCCCAACGACGACAUCACCCAUCCCAUCCCCGAUCUGACGGGCUACAUUACGGAGGGCCAGAUUUACGUCGACAGGCAGCUCCAGAACAGACAGAUCUAUCCUCCGAUCAACGUGCUCCCUUCUCUGUCCCGGCUCAUGAAGAGUGCCAUCGGCGAGGGCAUGACAAGGAAGGACCACUCUGACGUCUCCAAUCAGCUGUAUGCCAACUACGCCAUUGGGCGGGACGUCCAGGCCAUGAAGGCUGUGGUGGGAGAGGAGGCACUGUCCUCCGAGGAUCUGCUUUACCUGGAGUUCUUGGACAAGUUCGAGCACAAGUUCGUGGCUCAAGGCCCGUAUGACACGCGCGACAUCUACCAGUCGCUGGACCUUGCCUGGUCCCUGCUGCGCCUCUUCCCGCGGGAGCUCCUGCGCCGUAUUCCUGCCAAAACGCUGGACGCGUUCUACAGCCGCGAGCACACCGAGUAAUCGCCAACAUCCAGACGCGACCGUCCGGCUUCAAGGGAUUGCUUCCAUACCCAUGUACAGCUUCUGCUGGUAUUUGAUCUCACUUUAUUAUUCGUAGUGUUAAGCAUUCUUGUCUAGCAAAGACCUUUGUCUUACAACCGCAAAUCAACACUUCGGACUUGUUCCUACAAUGAUUCAGUGACUAUACGCCAAGUCUUACGUUUUAAUGAAAUAAGAUCGCCAAGCUUACUCCCGUUGGUCAGGUUGCAUCUUGCUCGAUGCACCAGGGCUUUGUAACAAGCUCAAUCCCCAGCUCUCUAUUCAAC
Messenger RNA from Klebsormidium nitens, 1987 nucleotides. The record is from the annotation of a GenBank genome assembly. NCBI's taxonomy places the organism in Eukaryota, Viridiplantae, Streptophyta, Klebsormidiophyceae, Klebsormidiales, Klebsormidiaceae.